AGAGUUGCCCAAGGAAGUCAACAGGAGAGCCAAGUAUUUGCUCUUUAUCCAUCAACUUUGACCCUGGAAAAGGACCCUGACCCCUGGUCAUAGUUGCCUUUGUGACAUCAUGGCCAUCUCUUUCUCCAUCUUUCCUGCCUCUGCCAACGUCAGGGAACAGCAACCAGAGGGAGAUGAUCACCUGAACCACUGCUCCAAACCAUGGGCAGUAAAUGCUGUAAAGGUGGUCCAGAUGAAGAUGCAGUAGAAAGACAGAGGCGGCGGAAGUUGCUUCUUGCACAACUGCAUCACAGAAAAAGGGUGAAGGCGGCUGGGCAGAUCCAGGCCUGGUGGCGUGGGGUCCUGGUGCGCAGGACCCUGCUAGUCGCUGCCCUCAGGGCCUGGAUGAUUCAGUGCUGGUGGAGGACGUUGGUGCAGAGACGGAUCCGUCAGCGGCGGCAGGCCCUGUUGAGGGUCUAUGUCAUCCAGGAGCAGGCAACGGUCAAGCUCCAGUCCUGCAUCCGCAUGUGGCAGUGCCGGCAAUGUUACCGCCAAAUGUGCAAUGCUCUCUGCUUGUUCCAGGUCCCAGAGAGCAACCUUGCCUUCCAGACUGAUGGCUUUUUACAGGUCCAAUAUGCAAUCCCUUCAAAGCAGCCAGAGUUCCACAUUGAAAUCCGAUCAAUCUGAAAGGCCUGGGGCAUGGAGAACAGCCUCCACUGCCCUAAUAAAUGUCUGACCAGGUUGUGUGAGUCUCAGUGAUUCCCCUCACCACAGGAACCCCUGGGAUUCAUGCUCCACUCUUUCUCUGCUUCUCUACUUGGGGAAAGACUUCAGUGUAAGUACUUCCUCGUUCCCCUCUCCCUGCCCCAGCAGGGCCUGUGGCCCCUGUGAGGACUGAUGGUGGCCAUAUGCUACUGCCUUUACAUGCAAAUUAGAAAUUGCAGCCCAAGGCUGUCCUCAUAUGCACAGCCAGAUGUCCUACUCCACAGCCCUGACAUCAAUCCUGUCUCCUGAGCUUGGAAUCAGAAGGGUAUGGGCUUCAUCUUCCUGAAGAAUCUGGGCACUCUCCUGGAAGACAGUUGUGUCUGAGGCCAUGCUCUUUCAUUCAACCAUCAGGAGCCAACUGGGGCUUGCACAGGGCAACAACUUGUGCUUGUGAUUAGCAUCUGAAGCAUGAGGCAGUCUUGUGGGACUGAGCCCCCAAGCUAUGGGAUCUGAUGCUAUCUCUACAUAGAUAUUAUCAGAACUGAAUUGUAGGGGACACCAAGCUGGUGUCCAUUGAAGAAUCUGCCAGAGAAUUUCUUCGUGGGGAGAAAUCCACACACACUUCUUGGUGACCAGAGGUGAAGUACUGUGUUUAGUUGGAUGUAGGAUAAACUAAGUUUUUUUUCCUAUAUCUUUAGAAUAGCCAAAAAAGGGGACCAACCCAAAUGGGUGAAUGGUUAGACAACCUGUGGUAUAUGCAUAUUACAGACUACUCUUCAGCUAUAAAAAGUGUUGACCUAAGAGGAAGAGGCUGAGGCACAAAAUAUAAUUUAAAGAGUUUACUUGAGCCAAAGUUAAGACAGCUGCCUGGAAGGCUCAGAUGCAGAUUUGAAUCAUCUUCUGGUGUCAUUUUCUUUCAGGCUGAAGGACUUGCUUUAGAUUUCUUGUAAGACAGAUCAACUAGCAAUGAAUUAUCUCUGUCUUUGUCUGGAAAUGUCUUUAUUUUGCUUUCAUUUUCGAAACAGAGUUAAACUGGAUAUGGAAUUCUGGGUCAUAAGGGCUCCUCCCAGCCUCCAGCAUUUUAGAGUUGCUGUUCAGUUGUCUUCUGGUUCCAUUGUUUCUCAUUAAAAGUCAGCCAACUUCGUA
Symphalangus syndactylus (siamang) is the source of this 1830-nucleotide messenger RNA. RefSeq names its product IQ motif containing F3 (gene IQCF3). Lineage: Eukaryota; Metazoa; Chordata; Mammalia; Primates; Hylobatidae. The record is from RefSeq and is a predicted model, not a curated record. Gene Ontology annotation, molecular function: calmodulin binding.